Molecule: messenger RNA, 2378 nt
Organism: Platichthys flesus (European flounder)
Lineage: Eukaryota; Metazoa; Chordata; Actinopteri; Pleuronectiformes; Pleuronectidae
Product: acyl-CoA dehydrogenase family member 11-like
Exons: 14
Coding region: 83-1990 (635 amino acids)
Molecular function (GO): oxidoreductase activity, acting on the CH-CH group of donors
Source: RefSeq, a predicted model, not a curated record
GAAUGAAUGAAGUCAUUCCUGUUCCCCGCUGCUUUCCUCUGACCCCGUGCUGAUUCAUGCCCUCAGCCUGCAGGCCUGAGCCAUGUCGAUGCGUGCAGCCCUCCUGAACCGCCAUGUAGCUGGAGGCUGCCACAGGUUGUUGUGUGGUGUUCCUCAGCAGCUCGUUCAUAUCAGAUCAGCAAGUGAAACGCAGGCCGGCACAAGGAGAUCUGGUGACGAACAGGUCUGGGACGAAGCAAACUACCUCCCGUUCUCCAGAGCCAGGAUAGGAUCCUUCUUUCAAGAAAGGCCUGUGCUGAGGAACCCGUUUCUAGAGGAUGCCUUGCUCAGGGGAUACCUGAGGAGACACCUGCCCCAAGAGGCAGCUUGCUUGGACUUGUGUGCAUUUGGAGAGCGCGUGGCGAUUGAGGUGGACACGUGGGGCAGAGAGUGUGAGCUCACCCCACCACAGUUGAAACACUUUGAUCCCUGGGGUAACAGAGUGGACCACAUUGUGACCUCACCCGCAUGGAAACGCAUGAAAGACCUGUCGGCACAGGAAGGACUGGUUGCCAUCGGCUAUGAGAGGCCGUGUGGGGAGUGGAGUCGUGUUUACCAGAUGAGCAAGCUGUACAUCUACUCCCCCUCCUCUGGCCUUUACACCUGUCCUCUGGCCAUGACUGACGGAGCUGCUAAAGUCAUUCAGUCCAUAGGGGCUUCGUGGCCGGUAGAUGAAGCCUACAGUCGUUUGACCACUCGUCUACCUGAGCGCUUCUGGACGUCUGGACAGUGGAUGACAGAGAGACAGGGAGGAUCUGAUGUAGCCAGCGGCACCGAGACGGUGGCUGUUCCCCAAUCAGAUGGUUCAUACAAACUUCACGGUUUCAAGUGGUUCACCUCCGCCACAGACGCAGACAUGACUCUCACACUGGCCAGAGUGCAGGACAGAACGGGAGCCACCACACCAGGCAGCAGGGGUUUGUCUCUGUUCUAUGCAGAGGUGAGUCGAGACCAGGCUGGCCGGCUGAGGGGGAUAGAGGUUCAGAGACUGAAGGACAAGCUGGGCACACGACAGAUGCCGACUGCUGAGCUACUGCUGGAUGGUCUCCCGGCACACAGGCUGUCAGAUGAAGGGAGAGGUGUGGCCUCCAUCGCCAACAUGCUGACGAUAACCAGGAUCCACAACAGCAUCUCCGCAGCAGCCGCGAUGAGAAGGGUGGUGCAGUUAGCCGGUGACUAUGCCGGUCGCCGCUCUGCCUUCGGAAAGCUUCUUAAAGACCACCCGCUGCACAUGCAGACUCUCGCUAGGAUGGAGGUGGAGACCCGCGGGGCGUUCCUUCUGGUGAUGGACACCUGUCGUCUGUUGGGCCGAGAGGAAGCUGGCAUGGCGACCCAGCUUGAUUCGCAUCUCCUGCGUCUGCUCACUCCUGUGGUCAAACUGUACACUGGGAAGCAGGCGGUGUCUGUGGUGUCUGAGGGGUUGGAAAGCUUCGGGGGACAGGGCUACAUUGAGGACACUGGGUUGCCUGGACUCCUUCGUGAUGCACAGGUUUUGAGUAUUUGGGAAGGUACAACAAAUGUUCUGUCUCUGGACGUGCUGCGCUGUGUGGCUCGCAGCUCAGGAAUGGUUCUUCACGCUUACUUCACUCAUGCUAAGUCCCUGCUAUCGGGUGCAUCGAGCGUUUCCUCCUUGGGGCCGGCAGUGAAAGCAGUAGACGGCGCACUCUCUGAGCUGCAGACGUUUGUUCAAGUAGCAGCUAAGAGAGAACCCAGCUAUCUGGAACUGGCAGCUAGAGACCUGGCAUACAGCCUGGCUCGCAUCUACACUGGUGCUCUUCUCAUCGACCAUGCCAGUUGGUCAGGAGCCUCUCCAUCUGACACCUAUGCUGCUCUCAGAUGGUGUGAACAGGAUUUGUGUCCCGUAGCGACUAAACAGGCGAGAGGCUGCUAUGAACCCAGCGCUCCACCACUCGACGCUGCACUGGUGUAUGACCGGCCCACUCAAAGCUGAACGUUCAGUGAAGACAGAUAAAUCUGUCCCUUCAUUUGUCCCGUAGUUUAAUUCCGUAGAAUAAUUAAUAACUGUAUACAAUUUUCUUGAAGUUGACUGAGACAUAAAAAAUUUAAUUUUGGUCCAGCUUCCUCCAUCAAGUGAAUAGAGAAUCAUUUUGGGCCCUGGCACCUCAUAUCUAUCCCCAGGCUGAAAAUGUCAUCUUUGAUCCAGCAGUGAAAUGAAACUCUCGCCUUCCUCAUGCCUGUUUUACUGCCUUGUUCAACUGCUACAACCAGUCUUGCCUGUCCUGUUUGCAACUAGUGCAGAAUGUUGUUACUAGACUGAUUUGGUCAAAGGGAUAAACACAGCAUCUAACAAAACAAACAAAUAAAAGAACCUCUUAAUA